AUGUUAGAAAUCUUGAAAAAGAUGGAGAUAUUUGAUUUUACUAAACCAACGCCCUUAUACGAUGUUAUUUUGAACAUUGAAGAUAAAAGACUUUAUUGCAAUCGUACAAUAUUAGCUAUAUGGAGUCCAGUAUUUGAUACAAUGUUUAAAUCAAAUUUUCGUGAACGAGACUCUCAAGAAAUUAGUUUACCUGGAAAAUCAUGCGAAGAUAUAAAGGAAUUAUUAUCUGUCAUUUAUCCACCAAAUAAAGCAAUUGUUGCAACAAAUUGUCAACGUUUACUUGAAUUAGCCGAUGAAUAUCAAAUGAUUGAAUUAACGAAACGUUGUCAAUCGUAUUUAAUGCAGCAACGUGGUACAAUUGAUAGUUUGUUAUUAGCACAAAAAUAUAAUUUUGAAGAUGUUAUUCGACGUUGUGCCGAUCAUUUAAAACACAAUUUAAAUUUAAACAUGUUAACAAAUCCAAGUGAUCAACGAUUAAAUGAAUUGACAACAAAAACAAUAAAUUUAUUACUAACAGCAAGAAUAAAACAUUUAGAAACGGUUUUGGAUACUUUUAAACGAAAAAUUACAGCGGCUAAUGAAAAAUUUAAUCGAAUCAAAGAUCUUCCAGGCUAUCAUGAUGAUAUUGAUCAUUGUUCGCGACAUGAAUUGUAUCAAGAAGAUUGUUACGAUUGUAUGAGAAUGGUACGAUUAAUAAUUAAAAAGUUAAGUGAAGAGGGGUUUGAGGAAACAGAUUAA
This is a messenger RNA of Didymodactylos carnosus, 738 nucleotides long. Lineage: Eukaryota; Metazoa; Rotifera; Eurotatoria; Philodinida; Philodinidae. The record is from the annotation of a GenBank genome assembly.